AUGGGCUUUAUACCAAUCACCAUUUCAGCAGGGCAGAACCCCCUGGUUCAGUUUGAUGGGAAGAUACAGACCCAAUUUCUGGAACCACCUCCUGGAACGGCUUUCCAGAUCAUGCAGACGUACAAAGCGCUCAAAAAAGAGGAUCGGAGUGGUGCCUACCGGGGUCCUCCUCCACACUUCCAUGUGCAUCAGACCGAGCGAUUCAAGGUUCUCAAGGGCCGAAUUGGGGUGGAAAUUAACGAAGAAGUCCGUAUAUUACGCCCUGGUGACGAAGUAGCCGUCUGCCCCGCCGGAAACAUUCACCGCUUCUUCGUCGAUACUGGAGAUGUUAGCCUCACGGAUCAAGAAAAAAAAGACUGGGAUGGAGAGAGCAUCCUGAUGGUCAAUGCUACCGAUAGUGGUAAGGACUUCGUCCUCGAUCGGAUCUUCCUAGAGAAUUGGUAUGGUAUUCGAGUGGACAGCUUCAAGUUCGGAAACAAGAUUGAUUUUAUUCAGCAAUGCUGCACGUUCGACGGGGGAGACCACUACCUUCCCUUUCCAUCUAACCUUCCCAAUUUCAUUUCAAAGCCUUGGUCAGUCUGGAUUCGUACAUUUCUUGGGUACUGGAUCACAAUCCUCGUGGGACGAUGGGUCGGUGGGCUGCUGGGGUAUCAGCCGUACUACCGAGAGUACACUACCGACUGGGAGCUCGCAGUGGCCAAGAUGAGUCAAACAUGGUUUUACCGCAAAAACGUCCAUACGGCGUAUCGAGCCGCUUCCAGUUGGGCCAAAUUGCAGCAGAUGACGCCGUUCAGUGACAACGGCGCAGCGCAGAUGGGACUUGAUGGGCUUCCUGGGGCCAAGAAGACAACAUGA
Molecule: messenger RNA, 855 nt
Organism: Penicillium longicatenatum
Lineage: Eukaryota; Fungi; Ascomycota; Eurotiomycetes; Eurotiales; Aspergillaceae
Exons: 3
Coding region: 1-855 (284 amino acids)
Source: RefSeq, a predicted model, not a curated record